This is a messenger RNA of Zingiber officinale, 732 nucleotides long. RefSeq names its product 60S ribosomal protein L27-3-like. NCBI's taxonomy places the organism in Eukaryota, Viridiplantae, Streptophyta, Magnoliopsida, Zingiberales, Zingiberaceae. Gene Ontology annotation, cellular component: ribosome; cytosolic large ribosomal subunit. The record is from RefSeq and is a predicted model, not a curated record. Bases 108 to 515 code for a protein of 135 amino acids. Gene Ontology annotation, molecular function: structural constituent of ribosome. Gene Ontology annotation, biological process: translation. The transcript has a single exon.
UAAAAUCUAUCCGCUGGCGGUGGCGGUCCAUUUCGCAGGAUUGGAGUCGCGGCGGCGAUUGGCGAGAAUCUUUUCGGAUCGUAGCCGGCAGCAAGGCUAACAAGAAGAUGGUGAAGUUUCUGAAGCCCAACAAGGCCGUCAUCAUCCUCCAGGGCCGCUUCGCCGGUCGGAAGGCGGUGAUCGUUCGGGCCUUCGACGACGGCACGCGGGAGCGCCCUUACGGCCACUGCCUAGUGGCCGGCGUCGCCAAAUACCCUAAGAAGGUCAUUCGCAAGGACUCGGCGAAGAAGACGGCCAAGAAGUCGCGGGUGAAGCCCUUCCUGAAGCUGGUCAACUAUAACCACAUCAUGCCCACCCGCUACACCCUCGACGUGGAUCUGAAGGACACUGUCACCCUCGAUGCGCUCCAGUCCCGGGACAAGAAGGUUUCUGCUUCCAAGGAGACGAAGGCCCGCUUCGAGGAGCGAUUCAAGACCGGAAAGAACAGGUGGUUUUUCACCAAGCUCAGGUUUUAAUCUAAUGAUGUGCCUUUUUUUUUGCUUCAUUUGCAUAACCAGUUCUACUGCGAUUAGCGUUUUGUAAGAUCUGUUAGCUGUCAUGUCGAUCAGCCGUCUGUCGAAUCGUUGUGAUUCAUGAAUAGAUCGACAUUUAAUUUCGUUUUGUCGCUUAGACUGUUAUCGAUUAUCGUUCAACUUUAAUUUGCUUGCGAUUGCAUCCCUAUUUCUUUCUUCA